GCUUGUGUAAAGGAGUUUCGGUAAUGAAAACAUUUAAUAUUUAGUUCAUUAUUGUAAUAAAAUAAGUGUUUACAUAUAACUCACAAAACGUGUAUAAGGCAAGAUUGGACAUAAGACGCUACAUUUGCAAUAAACAGCAUUAACGGUGAAAAUUGCACUAAAAGCUGCACUCUCACAGAUUUUAACAACUUUUUUUAAUUUUUGUCUUGGAACGAGUCAAUUUUUGCGAAAAUGCAUGAAAACCAGUUAUACUGGUUGAGAAGCAGUUUCCGACGGAAAGCAGUUUCCGACAAUUCGCCUUUUAGCGUACUUUCUUUUGAUCUUCAUAAAGAAGGUACUGCAACUCAAUUCUAUGGUUACUAGGCAAUCAAAAGUUGGAGUUCUUACCAAGACACUAAACUGGGUAUAGACAACAUGCCAAAACAAUAUUCUGGUCAUGAUUUGAAGCAUGCGAUUGCCAGCGUCCGUCGGGGGCAUUUAAGUAUGUCAAAAGCUGCAAAGGAAUUCUGUAUUCCAAGAACAACCCUACAUGACCAUGUAAAUAAUCCUGACCUCCGCACUAAAACAGGGCCUCCAAAGCAGCUGUCUGAGGAAGAUACUCAGGCAUUUGUCAACUUCUCUAUGUACUGCGCAGCCCAACAUCUACCUCUAUCUAGAGAAAGAGCCCGCUGUUUCAUUCUGGACAUUGUCAAGAGAUCUGAGAAACCCUGUCUAUUUAAUAUGGAACAUGGUCCUAGCGACGAGUGGUUUAGAAAACUGGAAGCCGAAUAUCACGCCAUCCGUUUUCGAACAGCACGGAAUGAGGACCGUUCCAGGACUACCAUGUCCAAUAAGAAGGUCAUGGAUGAAUUUUUCCUGUUUUGGGUGGCACAACUUGAAAAACAUGGAGUAACUGCAAAGCCAGCACAGAUCUUCAAUUGCGAUGAGACAGGGUGGUGUGGAAAGGAAGAGAGCAAAGUCAAAGUAAUUGCUCCGCGUACGGGGCCAGUCAAGCAGAGACGUGUGCUGACGGCCGACCACGUGACGGCCCUUCUUUGCGUGUCUGCAGAUGGGAAGACAACGCCACCCUGUAUAAUUUACAAGGAGAGUUUCCCACACCGCACCUACAGAGAGGGUGUGCCCGGAUCAUGGCUAUUUGCAGUGAGUGACACGGGGUAUGUGAACACUGAGAUCUUCUGUCAGUGGUUUCUGCGUGGGUUUAUCCCUAACUGCGGUAAGGAACGCCCCGUUGUUCUCCUCAUGGACAACCACGACUCGCAUAUCAGCUUACCGCUAAUACAGGCUGCACGGGCAAACGACAUUGUCCUUGUCGGGCUUCCAAGCCACACCACUCACCUUCUACAGCCACUUGACGUUCACAUUAAUGGUCCAUUGAAGCAGAGGGUUUCAAAGAUAUGCAACAAUCUCGGAUUCCUGAGACCAGGUGUGGCCAUAUCGAAGGCGAAGCUCCCGGUCAUAAUUUCACAUGCACUCGACCAGACAUCUCCUUCCAGCAUAAAGGAGGCUUUCAGGCUAUCGGGCAUCUUCCCAGUGGACAGGAAGCAGAUAACAGAUGCCGAGCUGGUUCCACCAACCAUAGACGUAUCUCUACCACAAGAUACCGAACCGAUCCGUAGCUGUCAUGCCUGUGGUAGCUUUAUCGGGGAUAAUCCUCUUGUUAAGAGAGGGCUGGUGCCAAGACAUCUUUGGGACAUAUUAGUGCCACCACCAAUGCCGGCUGCCCCGAUUAAGAAACCAAGCGCCAAGAUUGUGGCGACAGGAAGAGUGAUAUCGAGCGACGAUAUAUUAGAGUCGUUGAAGGCGAAGGAAACUGAGGCUGCAGAAAGGUUGCUGCAGAAACACGCGCGAAGGAAAGGGAGGAGAAGAGGAAACAGCGUUUAGAUCAUGAGGCAGAGCGGUUGUCGAAAAGGCAGCGGAGGGAACAUGAGAAAAGGGAGAAAGAUUUAGAGCGCGAGAACUUGAGACGUGAAAGACAGACAUUUGGUAGACUGGCCGAUAAAAAAUAUACGUGUGGGUUGUGUGGGAUUCGGGCAAGAGUGAAUGACGAGAAAGAGGGCGUGGAAUGGUAUGGGUGUGACAGGGCAAAGGAUUGUAAACGGAGUGGAUGGUAUCAUUUUAGUUGCCUGAGUGAAAGUGAGCAGAUGUCGUUGCAAGAAAGUUUGGAUACCGGGAGUGAGUGGGUGUGCUUGUUUUGUUCUGAAGAAUAAUACAAAUAUGGUUGUUAUAUGAGUACCGUAUGUUUCAUCAUCAUCAUCAUCAUCAUCAUCAUCAUCGUCGUCGUCGUUGUCGUUGUCGUGGUCGUAGUCGUUUUGUCAUCGUCACCUUUUCAUCCAACAUCACAUUCAUUUUAUUAUCAUGUUCAUAUAUAUAUAUAAUUAUAUAUUGUGAUAUUGUGAUAUUUGUACAUAUUGUACGAGUUAAUUUUGUAUCUGUGUUUUUUUAUCAAUUCAUAUUGCUUAAUUAUUAAACAUGAAUUAAACUUAUGUUAUGGUUACGGUUUUAUUCUCAUGUGACGCGAUUUAUAAAUAAUUAAUAAUUUGAAGAAAUUGAAUAUGCAGUCGUAAAUUACGGGGUUUAAAUUUCUCAUAAAUGCCUUAGUUUAUGUAAAAAAAUCUUCUAAAUGUAUUAGAAUAAUCUAAUAUUAUGAUUAUUAAAUAAACAAAUAAAAAACACAUGAUAACCACCUAAAAACCACCGCGUUAUCGUUUUGUCGGAAACUGCUUCUCAUCACAAGCAAAUCAGAACGGUGUAAGUACCCUCUUGGCGCCCCUACUAGAUACACUAUAUGUGACGUCACACAUUUUAAAAAUAUACCGAUAAUAGCAUCUUGAGCUGCAGUUUUAUAAAAUAUGAACUUUUUUAGUAGGCAUUUAAACACAUAUGAAUAAUUCAACAAAAACCUUG
Mya arenaria is the source of this 2904-nucleotide messenger RNA. RefSeq lists its product as uncharacterized. The record is from RefSeq and is a predicted model, not a curated record. Gene Ontology annotation, cellular component: nucleus. Gene Ontology annotation, molecular function: DNA binding. Lineage: Eukaryota; Metazoa; Mollusca; Bivalvia; Myida; Myidae. The coding region runs from base 415 to 1881 and encodes 488 amino acids. The transcript has 7 exons.